Molecule: messenger RNA, 447 nt
Organism: Geodia barretti
Lineage: Eukaryota; Metazoa; Porifera; Demospongiae; Tetractinellida; Geodiidae
Source: the annotation of a GenBank genome assembly
AUGGUUCUGAAAGGCGAAGACUGGCUGGCGCAAACCGUCGAAGCAACCCUGGAGCCGGACCUACCGAUUUGCGAUACGCACCACCAUUUCUGGGUUGCCCGACCGGAGCCUGCCGCCUACCAGCGCUACCUGCUGCCUGAUCUGACCGCGGACGUGAGCAGCGGACACAACGUCCGCUCCACGGUCUUCAUCGAGGUGCGGUGCGAGUACCGUCAGAGCGGGCCGGAAGAGAUGCGGCCGGUGGGUGAGAUCGAGUACAUCGAGACCAUCGCGACGGAGAGCGCCACCGGCAGCCACGGUACCACCAAAGCCGCGGCGGCGCAUCAUCGGGCACGCGGACCUGAAACUUGGCGAUGUGGUGCGUCCGGUGCUGGAGGCGAUGCGCGCCGCCAGCCCGGGCCGCUUCAGGGGCGUCCGGCACUCGACGGGAUGGGACACCAGCCCUGA